AUGGCUCCAAGCGAGGUGCAGGGUUACGGGCUGUUUGCAGGUCAAGAUCUGAAGGAGGAUGACUUUGUCCACGAAUACCGAGGCGAAAUCAUCAGUGAUGCUGAAAGUGACCGACGAGGAGCACUCUACCAUCUUGCCGGCCUGGAAUACCUGUUCACACUCAACACCGAGCAGCAGGUCGACGCCAAUAGCCUCGGAAACAAAGCACGGUUCAUGAAUAAUUCCCUCAAAGAAGCGAACAUCAACGUCCAAGGAAGGAUCAUGCUCUGCAGCGGACAGCAUCGGAUCGGCUUGUUCGCGAAGAAGGACAUCGAAGCCGGCGAAGAAUUGCUCUGGGAUUACGGCUACCCGGAAGUGGUCACAGAGCAGUUCUGGGAACGCGGUGAGAAGAGUGCGAAGCUCAAGGCGGCCACGCCACGCAUGCCAGCUGCCGCACGGACGAGGAAGGUGAGGACUCCGAAAACCGUCAAAGCCAGUGAAACUCGAAGAAGUGCAGAGGACAGCAGCCAAAGCCCUCUGGCUCGACGAGGUGGCAAGCGCAAGAAGGGUGGGCUACAGUCAUCGAGUUCAAGGGCUUCGUUACGAGACGAGGACGUCGAGUUUGAUCCGAUGAUGGUGGACGAGACAGCGUUGAACCUGAACGAUCAGGCUGAACAACAAGACUCAGACUACAAUGAUGAAGGCAGCGACGAAGAAGAAGACGAGCCUGACGAGGAGAUAGCUGAUAGUGAUGUUGAAGAGGAAGUCGUCAAGGACUCUCACAUUGGUCCGUCAACGGGCAAGCCUUGGGAAGGCCUCAAGAAAGGGCGAUCACGAAGAAAGGGGCAGUAA
This is a messenger RNA of Cyphellophora attinorum, 831 nucleotides long. RefSeq names its product Histone-lysine N-methyltransferase EZH2. Gene Ontology annotation, biological process: chromatin remodeling. Bases 1 to 831 code for a protein of 276 amino acids. Gene Ontology annotation, molecular function: protein binding; histone methyltransferase activity. The transcript has a single exon. The record is from RefSeq and is a predicted model, not a curated record. Lineage: Eukaryota; Fungi; Ascomycota; Eurotiomycetes; Chaetothyriales; Cyphellophoraceae.